Molecule: messenger RNA, 1528 nt
Organism: Stegastes partitus (bicolor damselfish)
Lineage: Eukaryota; Metazoa; Chordata; Actinopteri; Pomacentridae
Product: inositol-trisphosphate 3-kinase B-like
Exons: 6
Coding region: 1-897 (298 amino acids)
Biological process (GO): inositol phosphate biosynthetic process; phosphatidylinositol phosphate biosynthetic process
Cellular component (GO): cytoplasm; nucleus
Molecular function (GO): inositol hexakisphosphate kinase activity
Source: RefSeq, a predicted model, not a curated record
AUGCACUGGUCGCUGGGCCGACAGAGCUCCUGGGUCCAGCUGGCAGGACAUCAAGGUAACUUCCAGGUGAGUAAAGGAGGGGAGGUGCUGAAGCUGCACAGUGAGGUGGAGGCAAAGUGUCUGGACAGCCUGAUGAGAGACCCGCUGAGAGCCUUCGUCCCGCAGUACCACGGCUUGGUCACCAGAGGGGAGCACUGCUACAUCCGCCUGGAGGACCUGCUGAGCGGCCUGAGGAAGCCUGUUAUCAUGGACUGCAAGAUGGGAGUCAGGACCUACCAGGAGGAAGAACUGAUCAAAUCUCGCACCAAAGCCACCCUGCGGAGCGACAUGUACCAGAAGAUGGUGAAAAUAGACCCAUCUGCUCCGUCAGCAGAGGAACAUGCCCAGAAUGGGGUGACCAAAUGGCGCUACCUCCAGUGGAGGGAUACAACCAGUUCUACGUCCACACUGGGCUUCAGGAUAGAGGGCAUUAUGACGGAGGACGGCAGUGUUCAGCGGGACUUCAGAAAUAUUCAGACUUUAGCUCAGGUGACGGAGGCGCUGCUCUACUUCACCGGUGGUCAGCUGGACACUCUGAGAGCGUACCACUCCAGACUACUGGCCUUGAACGACACACUCAAGAAUUCCCCAUUUUUCAGAACCCAUGAGGUGAUUGGCAGCUCGCUUCUCUUUGUCCACGACCACAGCAGGGCCAGCGUGUGGAUGAUAGACUUCGGAAAGACGACCCCGCUGCCAGACGGCAGGGAGCUCCGACACAACGUCCCGUGGGUUGAAGGCAGCAGGGAGGACGGCUACCUCAUCGGUCUGUCCUCCCUCAUCACAUCUCUGAGUCAGGCCGUCAGUGUGGUCUCCUGGCAGCAGCAGGAUGGCUGUGGAGAGGAAAAGACUGUUAAAUGAAAUACACUGAGGGUUGUGUUUGUGGCAUCUCCUGUUUAAACAACACUGAAUUUCAAGAUGAGGUGGAUAAAACGGUUGCUGUUACACGCUGAACUGAACUGAGACAGCAAGAGGAGAACUUGUUUAUGGCAACUUCAGUGGCUAAAUACUACAGAAAGUGAUGUGAUUGUCUUGCAGCUGUACAUCUGGUAUGUGCAUACUCUAACAGGCAAGACUGAUUUGUUACAAAGACAGGCUUUUAAGAUUUUACAAGACUUUUUAAAUCUUUUCUAUUCUUUGUCUGUCUUUCUUUCUUUUUUUUUUAGCAUUCACAAAAUACAAAAAAAAUCCAAAGAUUGUUAUCUACUAAUGCUGAUGAUGUUUUUUUUAUUUGGUUAGUCUGCAGAAACUCAGAAAUCUCUGUUUCAGCUCAUGCUCAGCUUGUUACUUCACAGAAGCAAAGGUGUUUUAUAAUUAAUCAUAUACACAAAUACACACAUUAGUUGAAGAUAUAUGGAUGAAAUAGGUGUUUUUAUCAGAUAUUUGAAUUAUUUUCUUAUGAUGCAGCUAAAAUGUUUGUUUUUUUCCUGUUCCUUAUAGGCUUUACAAUUAAACAGUUCAUUCUAAGUAUAUUAAACAAUGACUGCUUGUA